AUGGUUUCCUUCAAGGUCUUCGCUAUUCUACCUUACGCCCUCGCGGCUGCGGCGGCGGCUACCUCGCCCAUGCCCCGCGAUACUCCUUCGACUUCAUACCUUAUUCUGCGAACUUGUGUUCCACCCACAAACUGCGGUGCACCUGUUGGCAACUGCGAGUUCUGCUGUGCCGGCCGCAAACCCAACAGCAACACCUGUCAUUCCCAUGGCGGCGUCUGCCCUGAUGGAACCACAGAGUAUCACUGCGAUGAUACUACUCGCUAG
Molecule: messenger RNA, 264 nt
Organism: Trichoderma breve
Lineage: Eukaryota; Fungi; Ascomycota; Sordariomycetes; Hypocreales; Hypocreaceae
Exons: 1
Coding region: 1-264 (87 amino acids)
Source: RefSeq, a predicted model, not a curated record